Messenger RNA from Megalobrama amblycephala (Wuchang bream), 1789 nucleotides. It is a transcript of the gene shisa9b, whose product is annotated as shisa family member 9b. Gene Ontology annotation, cellular component: AMPA glutamate receptor complex; postsynaptic density; postsynaptic membrane. Bases 1 to 1299 code for a protein of 432 amino acids. Gene Ontology annotation, biological process: regulation of short-term neuronal synaptic plasticity; regulation of AMPA receptor activity. The transcript is spliced from 4 exons. NCBI's taxonomy places the organism in Eukaryota, Metazoa, Chordata, Actinopteri, Cypriniformes, Xenocyprididae. The record is from RefSeq and is a predicted model, not a curated record.
AUGGCGGUGAUGUUUUUGAUGGAGAUAUGCGUCCUGACAGUUCAUGACAAAAGGCACCCAACUCUAUCUUUCAGCGUCCGAUCAGCCGUGGCAAAGAAGAGGAGAGAAGAGCGCAGGAUGAAAAGCACUGGCUUACUACUGGGUUACUUUUUGAUGAAAGUUCUUGUGUGCGACGCGGAAGGAGAACCUGGGAAGAACCUGGAUGGUCUGGUGACGGCGUCUGGGUCCAACGACUCUAGAGACGGGGGAAACGGUCUCUCUGAGACCCCUCACACGGAGGACAGGUGUCGGGGCUAUUAUGAUGUGAUGGGUCAGUGGGAUCCUCCGUUCGUGUGCCGGACGGGGAGUUACCUGUACUGCUGCGGGACCUGUGGCUUCAGGUUCUGUUGCGAGUUUAAGAACUCCAGGUUAGAUCAGACCACAUGCAAAAACUACGACACCCCGCCGUGGUCCAUGACUGGCAGACCACCGCCGAAGAUGAUGGACCAACACGAUCCGACUAAGGAUAAAACGAAUUUGAUUGUGUAUAUCAUAUGCGGAGUAGUUGCUAUCAUGGCGCUGGUUGGGAUAUUCACCAAACUUGGCUUGGAGAAGGCGCAUCGACCUCACAGAGAGAACAUGUCCAGAGCCCUGGCCCAGGUCAUGCGCCAGACAGCUCCAGGAGAACAUGUGGAGAGGGAGGAGAGUUUGGCAGUUCAUGGACAACACUACGAGAACAUGCAGGCCAGAGCAACAGGAAACAACCUGCAGGGCGCCCAAAUGAACAGUGUGGGGCCUGGUUCAUCUCUGAUGCAAGCCAUGACACAAUACCCUGCACUUGGACAGGUACCUGUAGCUCACCCAUAUGAGCCAUCUCAACCUGGAAAGGAGCUCAACAAGUACGCUUCGCUCAAGGCUGUGGCUGAAAAAGCGAAUGAAAACUUCUACACUAACAGACGGCACCUAGCCGACCUGGCAGCGAAAGGCACUCUUCCCAUGCACUCGGUGAGUCUGGAGCAGGAGCCCACCAACCCUUACAGCCCCGAGCUGCCCUGCCAAAAGCAGAAUGGACACAAGUCCAAAAGCACCAAGGUCCACAGUUCCCACCCGCUGGCAUUUGGCUCGAACACCAUCGCCAACCCCGGCAUGCUGAAGAACUGGGAGGUGACAGAAACGCUGGGUCGACGGCAGACGCACGGCCCCAGGAAGCACAGCGCCACUGUGGAGCAAGUGAACGAGCUGACGUCCGCCCACAGCCAGCACUACCUGCCGCCACAUCCGUACUUUGUCACCAACAGCAAGACUGAGGUGACCGUGUGAACGGGGCCACAACACCGGGUUUAUCGAGCCCAGGCCUGAGUGGGUGCGUGGAACGAGGAUAACAAAGGAAGCCUAAUUGUGGAAGAAGAAGUGUGGAUUAGGACCCCGUCCUACUGGAAGGAUUGACCGAACGGUCUGGCUUGAGAUCUGCAUAGCUGUCUGUGUGCUGUUUGUCUUUGAGCGGUUGUGCAUGGAACAGGCAUGCAUUGGACUUCAGCCUCAUUUGAAACGGAAAGAGUAACGUUACUCAAAGGAACUCUUUCUGUGUCCAUUCCGUCACAAUGCCAACGAACAAUUGUGAAAUGAAAAAAUGAAAACCUGUAGUGAUGAGUUUGUCACAAGGCCAUCCGUCAAAGUGAUGAGGACAUGUUCAAACCCGAAACAAUAGAUGCAAUCAAACGUUCUAGGUCUGAAAACUCAACAGCUUGUGAGAAAGUCGCUCAAAUCCAAAACACACAUUGUUUUUCUCAGAAUCUUGUACAUAACAGAA